UAAACUCCUUUCAAACUUAGAUUUUAGAGACCAAAUUAGGUUUGUUUUCACCAAUCUUUCGGUUUUGUGGUAUCAAUCCUCACCAAUCCUCGAACAGUUAAUCGCGAAUCCUCGCCGAACUAUCCAACAUUCGCCAUACAAGCAUCAAAUUCAUUACGCUACAUGUGCAGUGGAGGAAUGGAUUCCCUUGAUCAAAUGAUGGAUGAUGGAACUACUUAUCAAGCUGAACCACAAAAACCAGCAUGGUGUGAGAGAAAACAGGCUGUAGUACAAGAAGAACUAAGGAGAAUGAAUCAGCUGCCUGCAAAAAGUACCUAUGUUGCACAUCGUCUAAAGGUUCUUAAUAAAAUUCUGCAACUUAUGUCGGUUCAAAGAACUGAAUCUCAGGAGAAGGAGCUGGAGUUGCUUUUUGCUGGUCUGUCUUUGUGAAAGAAUUAUUAAUGGCAAUGAUUCUGUGGCACAUUUAACAUCCAGAUGCACACCCCUUUUGUUGUUAAAUACCAUUAUCAACAGUAGAUCCUGGGAGUAUGUUUCAUAUUUUUGUUUUAGCAUGUUGAGCUGUUUUUCGUAGUGGACUGGUUACGUAUAUAUAAUAUGAUGUAUAUUAGAUGCAGCCGUGCUUGGAAGUUAUUACUUAUUAGCAAUUUCAAGCACUAUUGGUGCUUAUUUUGUACUUGUUUGAUAUAAGGUUUAAACUUUUCUUUUUGAAA
Messenger RNA from Trifolium pratense (red clover), 710 nucleotides. RefSeq lists its product as uncharacterized. Lineage: Eukaryota; Viridiplantae; Streptophyta; Magnoliopsida; Fabales; Fabaceae. The transcript has 4 exons. Bases 163 to 429 code for a protein of 88 amino acids. The record is from RefSeq and is a predicted model, not a curated record.